Molecule: messenger RNA, 567 nt
Organism: Knipowitschia caucasica
Lineage: Eukaryota; Metazoa; Chordata; Actinopteri; Gobiiformes; Gobiidae
Source: the annotation of a GenBank genome assembly
AUGUUUACAGUCUACACAUCAGCCUCCUCCUCUUCCUCUCCUCAUCACUCCUCAUCAUCUUCUUCUUCCUCUCUCUCUCUCCCUCCUCUUGCUCCUCCUCCUCUUGCUCCUCCUCCUCCUCCCUCCUCCUCCUCCUCCUCCCUCCUCCUCCUCCUCCUCCAACAGCAGCGGUGUGCACUCACCGUGCCCGCGGGCCCUCCUCCUCCUCCUGCGGGGCCCCGGGCCGCUCACACUGGCCUGGUAGCGGUUGGGUCGUGUGGCUCUGGGGCCUCUCCCUUCGCUCCAUGUCCCGUAGAGCAGCGCUUCGUGCACGCUCUCCCGGAAGAACCAGAGGAACACGGCACGGGACGGCAUCUCACAUGGUCCCGCGGACUGCACGGGGCAAGGGUCGAGGGGCCCGGGAGAAGACAGGCUGUGACGGUGCUUCCAGUCUCCAACACCCCCUCACGCACGCACGCACGCAGGCGGCAGGUCAUUACGCACAGCUGCUGGGACACCUCCACGUGCGCGUGCACUGAGCUGUCCGCGCGCACGCCCCAGGACACGGGGAUCUUGGUGCUCGUUUGA